Messenger RNA from Parasteatoda tepidariorum (common house spider), 450 nucleotides. The record is from RefSeq and is a predicted model, not a curated record. NCBI's taxonomy places the organism in Eukaryota, Metazoa, Arthropoda, Arachnida, Araneae, Theridiidae.
AUGCUUGCCUUAGGAGGUGAAUCAGUCGGUGAACCCUUAAUUAAAUCACUUUGGUUAGCUAGACUUCCUUCCGGAACUCAAUCGGUACUUGCAGCUAUUAAUGAAAAUCUCACUCACCUAGCUACCAUUGCUGAUAAAAUUCAUGAUUUGAAUCCUCAUUCAUCUGUUAAUAUGGUUCAUGCCCUCGCUUCAAACAAUAAUCCCCAAUAUGUUGAGAUGCAAACACAAAUAGCCCAAUUGACCAAACAGGUCCAAGAGCUGUCGUCUAUGAUACAAAAACAAGAUCGUGCUCGCCGAAGGAAGAAUUAUUUUCGAAGAAGUAGAGGCAGAAGUAAUUCACGUACCCGAUACAAAGAGGCAAAAAAUGGUGUUUGUUUUUACCACGUUGAUUUUGGACUGAAAGCAAAGAAAUGUAAGUCCCCCUGUACGUAUCGUGAGGCGGAAAACUGA